AUGACAACCAAUCCUCGAGGACUAGAUCCAAAAGGAGGAUCCAAUAGUUUGUUUCCGGCACCCAACUCAGCUCAGCGAGCGGCACCUAGCUUGGGAGGUGGAUUGGCAGUCCCUCAGAGACAGCCUAGACAGAAGGUUGCCCUAAAACCUGGACAUUCACCUUUAGACUGGGCAGCAUUGAAUAGAAACACACCCAAGCAUGUCAUGAGAGGUGUUCCACCUCAAACUCCUCCUCCUCAUUAUAUAAGGAUAAGUAAAGAGGAAUUAAAGUCACAUAAAACCAAAGAAGAUUGUUGGACAAGCAUCAACGGAAAAGUAUUCAACAUAACACCUUAUGUGGACUUCCAUCCAGGGGGUGUUGGAGAAAUAAUGAAGUGUGCCGGCAGGGAUGGAACUGCUUUAUUCAAUAAGUAUCAUAGUUGGGUGAACGCAGACCGAAUGCUAGAAAAUUGUCUUGUUGGUGUUUUAUCAAAGGACUAA
This is a messenger RNA of Hyphopichia burtonii NRRL Y-1933, 480 nucleotides long. RefSeq lists its product as uncharacterized. Gene Ontology annotation, molecular function: heme binding. NCBI's taxonomy places the organism in Eukaryota, Fungi, Ascomycota, Pichiomycetes, Serinales, Debaryomycetaceae. The coding region runs from base 1 to 480 and encodes 159 amino acids. The record is from RefSeq and is a predicted model, not a curated record. The transcript has a single exon.